Molecule: messenger RNA, 1698 nt
Organism: Closterium sp. Yama58-4
Lineage: Eukaryota; Viridiplantae; Streptophyta; Zygnematophyceae; Desmidiales; Closteriaceae
Source: the annotation of a GenBank genome assembly
AUGCUCGAAUUCGCAGCCGUCGAGCUCGAAAUCGAGGGUUUCUACGAAACUUCGAGCUACUCCACGUACCUGCGCCCGCCGGAUGGGGUCCGGAUUUCGCGACGGACGGUGGAGAUCAACGGGAUCACGAGCGACUCGGUGCGCAACGCGCCGAGCUUCGGCGAAGUGGCGGAUACGAUCUAUGAGCUCAUGGACGUUGAGAUCCCCUUACCGUCGUGCUCCAUGUGUCUCCUCUCCGUGCUCGUUUGGGCGCCAGGCAAGGUGUGGGCGGGGCACAACAUCAGCCGGUUUGACAACGCGCGCAUCCGAGAGGCGUUCAACGGCCUGGGCCGCGCGCCGCCCGUGCCGGCUGGCGUGGUGGACACUUACGACCUGCUGAGACGGGAGUUCGGCACGCGCGCUGGCAACAUGAAGGUGAGGGUGUGGCGUGGGAUCCGUCACGGGGGUGGGUUAUCGCAAGGUCUUCCCAUCUUAUUAUCCUCUGAUCAUAUUCUCGCCAUGAUUCUUGGUGCACUCCCCCUUUUUUGGCUUGUCUGUUUGUUUCCUUCCCCCCCCGCGUUCAUCCCAACAGAUGGCAUCGCUGGGAGCCUACUGUGGCCUGGGCAUGCAAGUGCACAGGUGGGUCCUGGGCAUGCAAGUGCACAGGUGGGUCCUGGGCAUGCAAGUGCACAGGUGGGUCCUGGGCAUGCAAGUGCACAGGUGGGUCCUGGGCAUGCAAGUGCACAGGUGGGUCCUGGGCAUGCAAGUGCACAGGGCUUUGCCUUUGGCCACGGUUCGGCCGUUCGUCUCCCUUCUUCCCCUCUCCUUCCCAUUCCCCCCCUCUUCCCCCUCUCUCUCCCCUCUUUUCCUCCCCUCCCCCCCGCUAGCGUGCCGGACCGCUUUGCCUUUGACGAGGCAACAGGCCGGCCGGUAGUCCUUCGCCCCUCACGCCCUCUCCUCCCGUCUCAACCCCCCUCAUACGUCCCCCCCACCAGCGUGUCGGACCGCUUUGCCUUUGACGAGGCAACAGGCCGGCCGGUAGUCCUUCGCCCCUCACGCCCUCUCCUCCCGUCUCAACCCCCCUCGUACGUCCCCCCCACCAGCGUGUCGGACCGCUUUGCCUUUGACGAGGCAACUGGCCGCCCGUCCUUCUCGCUGCUCCUCGCCAUCUCACCUGCCGCUGCUGCCGCCAUCACUGCCUGCUUUGACGCUCUGCUGGCGUGUGUGGGGAGUGGCAAGGGGGCUGCUGCUGCACGAGGGGAGGAACGCCGCGUGGAGGGCGCAGGGGAGGAGGAGAGCGGCGGGGGGUGUGGCGAGGAGGUGCGGUCGCCCUUUGUGGCGGCGUGGGAGGAGGAGGACGGCACGAGAGUGAUCCGCGUCAAGCUGGCAGCUGACGGUGUGAGAGGGGAUGCUGAUUGGCGCACCAAGUUCUUCUCCUGUGCUGCACCGCUCGCAACCGCUCUCAACCCAGCCAUUGUCAGCACCAGCUCUCCCACAGACACCAGCACCUACGACAGCUACCAGCAAUCACCCGCACAGCAGAAUCUGCACCUGCCCAGUGACCCUCAGCAGCUGCACCUGCCCGUGGACCCACACACGGUAGCAGCUGCGCUACCAGCAGGGGCCACAGUGGACGCGGCGUUUCUCGUUGACUCCUACUGUGUCAAUGGCACCAGGGGGCUACGCUUCGUGGCAGAUGUGAUUGUAGUGAGGGGGUGA